UCAAUGUAAAAUUGAUGGGCAUCGUUAGCACUAAUAUGAUGGCUGUAAAUGGGUCACGAUCGAAAUUCGGAGGUGUCAUGUUGCCCCAAGUAAGGAAGCAAAUAAAUGCAUAUGUGCAUUUAUGUAUAUGUUGCGAAUUAUUUUUAGGUAAUGGCACAACACCACCAACACAUCGUGGCGCUCAGGCUGGACACAGAAAUUGAUGGAAGCUGUAACACCGUUGAAACGGUGGAUGUCGUGCCGCUAGAUGGUUCCACCAGUUCAAAGGCAAAUCCGUACGGUCAAGGUUUUACGGUUAGGAAAAAUAGGCUAGAAACUCAAGGAAAAGGUGGAGUAAAUACGAGCUCGGAAACGGGUAGGGUGUGGAUGGUGAUAAAUGAGGGCAGUGUCCAUCCACAUUCUGGUGGUCCGGUGGGAUACAAGUUGAUCCCGUCUAACAGUCCCAAGCUCAUGCAGAAGGAUGACAGCCCAAUUCUGCGACCAAUAUUUUCGCAUGCUCGAAACAACCUAUGGGUUACCCGCUACAAGGAUGGGCAAAUUUUUGCGGGUGGAUUUUACAAAAGCGAGCUAGGUCUACCAGACUGGAUGGAGGCAGAGUCGAAUUCAACAAUUGUUAACACCGAUAUCGUCCUCUGGCACGUGUUCAACGCGGUCCACGUUGCUAGAGCAGAAGACUUUCCCUUAAUGUCCGCCGAGUAA
Messenger RNA from Folsomia candida, 699 nucleotides. RefSeq names its product copper amine oxidase 1-like. Bases 151 to 699 code for a protein of 182 amino acids. The transcript has 3 exons. The record is from RefSeq and is a predicted model, not a curated record. NCBI's taxonomy places the organism in Eukaryota, Metazoa, Arthropoda, Collembola, Entomobryomorpha, Isotomidae. Gene Ontology annotation, biological process: amine metabolic process. Gene Ontology annotation, molecular function: copper ion binding; quinone binding; primary methylamine oxidase activity.